UUAUUUUUUUGCAUGUUUGUCACACUUAAAUGUUUCAGAUCAUCAAACAAAUUUGCUAUGGAUAUGCUCCACCUCCUUGCAACACUAAACAGGAUGUGGGUAUAGGUAACAGAGGUUUGGAUAAAAUCUUUGUAAUGAUGUAAAUUUCAAAUUGAAACAAUAAAGGGAGCUACGGCUGAGAACAUACAGAGGUCAGCUCCCUUUCUAGGAUAGUAAGUGACUAUAGCUAUGUUUCCUCAUCUGUUAACCACAUCACGUGGAUUAUUUUAAUUUCUUCUCUUUGUUUCUUUUAAUAUAGAACUUUUCUUAGUAUGUAAAACAUUGUAUUGAAUUUAUAAAAAUUGCACACCAGUACAAUCAAUCAAUGAUGUUCAGUCCAGUCUAAUCCCCUGUUACUUUUCAACAUCUUUCAUCUGUGGCCUCUUUGCUCCCUGAUGCUUUUUACUGAAUGAGAACACUGACAUAAAAAUGGAAGCAAAUAUGAAAAGGACCGAAGUCUGUCUUAUAUGUGGAUAGUUUCAUGUGAUGAAAUGUGGUUAAGUAAUAUGCAAUAUGGGUCAUACAGUAUUAAAUACAAGAAAAGAUUAGAGAAAGUGCUGUUUAAAAGGCAUGUCUUUUUCACACUGCAUUAAAGUAAAUUAACAAAAAUGUUUUUGUUAGGGAAAUUUGCUUUGAUCCGAUUCCCAACUGUCUUCAUGCACUUCCGAAACUCCCUUUUUAAGUCCACAUAUUUAUAUGAGAGGAGGUACUUCUAAUUUUACUUGACUGUAUUAAUUUGUGUCCAAGAACAGUCUGUAAUAUGUCAUAAUAAUGCAGUACGGUACAAACUUUGAGGUAAUUGCACUUGAGUCUUUCCAUUUCAUGGUACUUUAUAUUUUCAGAGGGACAUUUAUUUGACAGCUACAGUUGCUAGUUUAUUUUCAGAUUAAGAUUUUGCAUAAAAACAUAUGAUAAGCUUAUAAAAUGCAAUACAUUAUUAUACAUUAAACCAGUGACUCAGAACCUUUUUGGCUUCUGGCCCCUUACAAAAAAUCAGUGUGUUUCUGGGGCCCCUUGUCACUUUUCAGAUGUCUAUGAAUUGUUAGAAUUUCCACGAAAUAGACAUUUCACCUUUAAACUGCUCAGAUAGUUUCAUUUAAAUACGUUUUUGAGGCUCAAAGAGGUCACAUUAUUCAAUAUUUCACAAAAAAAUCACAGAUCUGAGAAAAGUCCAAAAAAUGAAAAGAAACUUGUGUAACAGAACUUUGUUUUUUCUUCUUUCCUCUCCCAUUAAUCAUCUCACAACCCCUCAGAUUUACCUUGUGACAACCCCAAAUCAGUAUUAACAACCUAAUAAUGCAAUAUAUAAUAAUUUGUCACUUACUUGAGUACUUUUGAUACUUUAAUUACAUUUUGUGGAGAAAACUUCUGUACUUUUACUUCAGUAUAAUUUUAAAUGCAGGACUUUUACUUGUAGUUGAGUUUACAUUGUUGUAUUGGUACUUUUGCUUAAGUAAAAGAUUUAAAUACUCCUUCCACCACUGUAAUAAUGCAUUAUCUAUCUGACUGUAUACUAUUUAUAUAUUUUUCAAGAUGUGGGAUUAUUUAUCUAUGUUUAAUGCCUAUACCUGGAAAGAAAUGCCAUUUAAUAUUGCUGACUAAAUACUCCAGAGACUGCAAAGUUUGUCAUACGAGUUCCAGUACAAUGAAGGCAAAAUGUGCUUAACAAAAGGCUGAGGACUACAAAUGACAAGGAGUGGCAGGACCAGUUUCCCCUAAAGAGGAGAAAGGCAGGGCCAGAAGUAUCUGACAUAUAUCAGCCUCAGAGAAAAAAAAGCUAAUUACAUGAAUGUGGUAGAGCAAACUCUAGGAGAGGCAGGGCAAGGCUGCGGAUUACCAUAAACCUGAUAUCAGUGUGAAGCAUCACCUUCUGAGAACGAGAGAGACAGAAAGGAGGAAGAAGGAAGAGGUAAAUACGAGAGAAUAGGACUACGGCUCAGGUGAGGAGGGUGGAGUUAAGAAAACACUGAAGGUGGACAAACAGACAAAUCGUCUGAGAAAAACAAGACAAUGAAGACCUGAAAAGCAAAAUUGAACCUGGACUCCACAUUCAGCUGGAAGGAUGUAUGAAAAGUGGGAAACAUGAGCCUGAAAUAACAGUAUUGAACAUUUUCUUUGGGAUAUAAGACACAACUGAAGGAGCUGAGGAUGUCUUCAUUUUCAGAAGCAGACUUCCACUGCAACCAUGGAGAUACUAUCUGUGAGAUCCGAGUGUAUGAGCAGGAGGUGAUCAUUGUGCCCAUCUUUCUGCUGGCCAGCUUCCUGGUCACUCUGGUCUUCAUUUUCUUGCUGCGCUUUUGUCCGGAGAAAGUCGAUCGCAUCCGUCCACAGGCCUCAAAGUUGGCUACCAGGAGAGCGCUGCAAGGCAUUGAUGCUCCACCAGGGAUCAAUGUCUUGGAGCAUGAAAGCAUUGCUCUGGACAUACCUACUUCCUACUCCACCUUUCACCCCCCACACAACACUUACCCCUCCAAAAACCUCUCCAUGUCUGUGGUCACGCCUUCUCUUCCGCCCAGCCCCCCAGCGCAGCCCUUCAAACCCACUUUCACCCCCAUUGUCCAGCCCAGAGAAUUGCCCCGUCAGAGGCUGCCCGAGUCCUUCAACCUGGUCACCCCUCUGCCUGUUGCCUUCUCCCUGCGCUCCGACUCCUCUGUGUCCCUCUACAGGGCCCGUAUGGAAAACAGGAACGUGGUGCUACGAGUCCUAAAUGACUCUGCUGAUGCCACAGAAAGACACAGCUUCCUGGGCUUUGCAUCCUUCCUGUCCCAGCUGGGACCACAUCCCUUCCUGCCAGAGCUUCUUGGUGUGGUCUCACUUCGGGCUCCUCUGGUUACAGUUGUGGAAGAGCUGGAGAACAGAGACCUGCUCAGCUUCCUGUGGCGAUGCAGACAGGAACAUGUGGACAAUCAAUGUGUGAUGACUGAGAGACGAAUAUUUACUAUAGCCAAACACGUGGCCUCAGCACUGGAGUUCCUCCACAGCAAAGAUCUUCUCCACGGAAACAUUCGUGCCCGAAGCGUACUGGUCACCAAGGACUUCACAGCCAAGCUUUGGGGCCUGCAUGGGGUCUACAUAAGGAAGAACCAGGAAGCCACUCAGAGAGAUGAUCCCAGCAUGAAGAAAUGGCAGGCACCAGAGCUGUUAGCCAAGAGACCUGCUGGUCAGAGCAGCGACAUCUGGUCAUUUGGCAUCUUACUGUAUGAAAUGGCAACAUUGGGAGAAGCUCCAUUUGCAGAAAUCUCAGUUAAUGAGCUUCUGCAGUUUCAUCAACGAGGGAAAAGUCUGAAAAAACCUUCCAACUGUUCCAACACGCUAUACUCCAUCAUUAAGGCUUGUUGCCAGUGGAAGGAUCAAGAUCGACCCUCUCUAGCAGAGGUGAGCCACAAGCUCCUCUCAGGAGAGAAAAGUGCCUCUGACAAAGUCCUCAAGGUGUCGGGGACAGUUAACAUCGAGCAGUACCUGCAGGAAGCAGGAUAUGGGGAAACAAACAGCUACACUGUUUUCUGAUCACUUUGCCAGCAAAAUAAAUUGCACUAUUCUCCCCAAUGGUGCACUUCUACAGAACAAUAUCUUUUAGGUGCAAUAAAUGUGUUCCAAAGUCUGUUUAUGAGUGCUUUGGGCACUAAAAUUGUUCUUUUAUUUUGUUAUGUAUUCUCCUACUUUAGGCCCAUACAACUAAACAAGAAAACUGUGUGCUAAGUUAAGUUGUUCACCUUUGGGAACCAUUAAUUUUCAUCUAAGACCUCAUUCAUGUGUGUCUUUGUCUGUCUAGGUAAUACCUAAAUCUCUGAGUUUCAGUUGGGGAAAUACAACUGGUAAUUUUGUAGUAGUAGUACACUUUAAGAAACUGUAAACUUGACCAGUGCAUCCUGAACGUGUAGUCAGUACUGUCAAUAUGAUAGUUUAUGAAUCUUGUUUAUAACUUAAAGCCAAUGUAUAUUAACAGAUGUAAUAUAUGUUAUUACCACAUUUCUGUAUUAUUUUAUAUUUGGCAGGGUUAAGGAAGUGAAGGACACAUAAAUGUAAUUAUGCUAUUAUUACACUGUCUUCUCUGUAAGCUCAGUUCAUGUGGACAAUUUGUUACACAAAUUUAAAUGUGAAUAAAAAUAUCACCUAAGUCCUA
Molecule: messenger RNA, 4162 nt
Organism: Siniperca chuatsi (mandarin fish)
Lineage: Eukaryota; Metazoa; Chordata; Actinopteri; Centrarchiformes; Sinipercidae
Gene: styk1b
Product: serine/threonine/tyrosine kinase 1b
Exons: 10
Coding region: 2188-3546 (452 amino acids)
Biological process (GO): cell surface receptor protein tyrosine kinase signaling pathway; positive regulation of kinase activity; multicellular organism development
Cellular component (GO): signaling receptor complex
Molecular function (GO): transmembrane receptor protein tyrosine kinase activity; ATP binding
Source: RefSeq, a predicted model, not a curated record